AUGUACGGACAGAAUAGUACCUACGAAUCGGAUUUGGCACUCUUGGAUUCGAUUCGGCGCCACUUGCUGGGCGAGUCCGAAUCGAUAUUCGGAGCCCCUACUUGUGCAUCGGGUCGAAGCUCCGGUAUCGGCGUCUUGCACUCGUGUUUGAGCGACAAUUGGGGCGACCUUCCGUUGAAGGAGGAUGAUUCCGAAGACAUGGUGCUCUACGACGUGCUCCGUGACGCCGUUGACGUGGGGUGGGUCCCAUCUCUUAACGCCGGCUCGCCCGAUAGCGUUUCCUCGUGUCUUACGGCGGAUAUCUCGGUGAAGCUGGAGCCCGACGUUAUGCCGGCGGUGACGAGUCCGCCUCCUCCUGCGGCGGUGGGGAAGCAGGAGAAGAAGGCUUCUCCGGCGAAGGGGAAGCACUACCGCGGCGUGCGGCAGCGGCCAUGGGGGAAAUUCGCGGCGGAGAUUCGGGACCCGGCGAAAAACGGGGCGCGGGUUUGGCUGGGAACGUUUGAGACCGCCGAGGAUGCGGCGUUGGCGUACGACCGUGCCGCCUACCGUAUGCGGGGGUCGAGGGCGUUGCUGAAUUUUCCGUUGAGGGUUAACUCCGGCGAGCCCGACCCGGUGAGAGUGAAGUCAAAGCGGUCGUCUUUACCGGAAAGUGGGGCGGCUCCGGCGAAGAGGAAGAAGGUGGUGGGGUCGGGGCAGGUGCAAGUGGGAGGUCAAGUGGCAGAGUGUACACGUGGCGAACAGUUAUUAGUUAGCUAA
Sphenostylis stenocarpa is the source of this 756-nucleotide messenger RNA. The record is from the annotation of a GenBank genome assembly. Lineage: Eukaryota; Viridiplantae; Streptophyta; Magnoliopsida; Fabales; Fabaceae.